Messenger RNA from Amaranthus tricolor (Joseph's coat), 2248 nucleotides. RefSeq lists its product as uncharacterized. The transcript is spliced from 5 exons. The record is from RefSeq and is a predicted model, not a curated record. The coding region runs from base 475 to 1467 and encodes 330 amino acids. Lineage: Eukaryota; Viridiplantae; Streptophyta; Magnoliopsida; Caryophyllales; Amaranthaceae.
GAGGAAGGAAGUAACAAAGUAAGUGUUGUAAAGAAAAGCUCCCUAAUUGAGUUGUAAAAUUUCCAAUAAAUAGAAAGGGAAGACAAGACUAAACACAAUCUUUUAAUACGUUUAGUAGAAAACUCAACACUAUCCCCUCUCUUCUUCCUCUUUCUCUGCGUCAUACUUUCAUUGUCGCCAUUUUUAUCGACACUCAAGCUCUUCCUCCAUUGUUUUUCUCUUCACUUACCAUUCUUUCUACCAAAAAUCAACCGCUAUUCCAUUUUUUGUAAACUGAAACAGAGAUUAUCUCCAUUGUUACAUUUCAGACCCUCAAAAUCUGUUGUUUGAAUAGUAUGUUCAACUGUUCAAGGAAAGAGGAUUUUUCCACUACUUUGAAAUCUUAUCAAUGUUUUCGAUGUCAGAUUGUACUUAUGUAGCUAUGUUGAAGAUCUAAUUGUAACAAGCUUCAUUUUAUAAGGCGUUUGAUUCAGAAUGUUAACAAUGAGCCCAGAUAAUCUGACUUCAACAACUCUAAGAAAAUCAAUUCACAAUCCCAGUAAUUUCAAAUCAAGCAAAGAAGAACAAACUCAAAAUGUUGCAGAAAUCUCAAAUAGCAGUAUUGACGGAAACAAUAAUCUGAAUAUGAAUGGUUCAAUUCAUGUUCAUAAAUCUGCUCAUCAAGACAUCAUUCAGAAUCAAGCAUCAAGUUCAUCCGCAGCAAACGAAAGUAGUCCAAAUCGGCUCGGAGGUGAUAUGCUACUACAAUGGGGACAACGGAAGAGAUCAAGGUGUUCGAGAACGGAAGGAAGAUCAAUGGUAAUGCCACCUCCACAUCCUUCUACUUCUAAUUGUGGAGCUUCAAGUUCAAGUAAUGGAAGCAGAAAUGGAGGUUCUUCACGGAAUAGACCUCAUGGGUUGCUCUAUGGAAAGGAUUCUCCUGCUUUUCUUUCUUCUAAGAACAGGACCCUAGUUGAUCAAAUGGGCACAACAAACAACGGUUCACCAUCAAGAAAUAAUGGCAAUGGCAGUGGUAGUACUAGUAGCCGUCCAAUAUCAAGAUCAACGGUUGGAAAGCGAUCUUCAUGUAUAGACAAAAGUGAAAAGAAGAUAUAUUCAUCAUCAAUUAGAAAAGUGAAAUCAGAUGAUUCAAUAGUGGGCAAUGGGACUAAGAAUGGUGAAUUGGGUCAAGGAGAACAACAUCAUCUGCAUCAUCAUGACCAGAUGGUGCGUUCUCCGGUGGCUGAAGCCGAAAAAGGGAGUGAAAUAAUUGAAUGGCCAAGGAUAUAUUUAUCCCUUUCUAGGAAGGAAAAAGAGGAUGAUUUUUAUGCAAUGAAGGGUACUAAACUUCCUCAUCGCCCCAAAAAGAGGGCUAAAGCUGUUGAUAGAGCCCUCCAGUAUUGUUUUCCAGGUCUUUGGCUUUCAGAUUUGACACGGGCGAGAUAUGAAGUUAGAGAAAGAAAAAGUUCAAAGAAGGAAAAAGGAUAAGAAAGUUUACUCUUUUGUGCCUCAUACCACCAUGCUUGAUGAUAGAUAGGGACUGCCAAUGUCAAGAAAUAGGGAAAGAAUGCAAUACUAACAUGCUUGAUUGUCAGUGAACUUUCUAUAUUACGUAUUGAGUUGAUGUUGUAGUUGCUUGUAUAUGUGUGGAUAUUAGCUAAGUUAAGUGGUAUGAUUGUAAUUGUAAUAAAACCCCGUGCAAAAGAAUAUAUCGGGGCACAAGCCUCAUGUAUUUACAAAAGAUCAGAUCCUCUUUUUUGCUAUCAUUUUGUUAUAUAAUUUUUUUAGUGCUUGUUUUUGAUGGGUAAUGUGAAAUGUAGCAGCCAAAGCGAAGGGGACUUAAAGGACUAGAGACGAUUGAGAGUGAAUCGGAGUAGUAGAGCACAAAGCAAGAUAGCAAAACGCGUAAUGGAAAAAGGACAAGCCCGGAAACCCCUUUAGGCACUCGCUCGUACAUCUGGUAAUGUGGAGCUUUUCAGUCUUAAGUAUUUGCUCCCUCUCAAAGGUAACUUUCAGUAUUAUAAACCUCUUGAGAGCAAAGCAAAGGAAUGUUUUGCCCUAAGGAUAUAUUAUGGUUUGAGAGAAAUAUGUGGGGAAUGGGGGUAGGGGUAUAAUACUUAAGAUGAUUGUAACUUGUAAGGUUGUUUUUGAUGCCAAGAGAAUGUAUGCCUUUAUUGUAGAUCUGUGUUCAGAUCUCAAUUCUCAACUGAUUGGAUAAAUUAAUACAAGAAAUGAAAGAGAAAAUUUAAAUCUCUUGAUUUGGUUCCAA